Molecule: messenger RNA, 4242 nt
Organism: Varroa destructor (honeybee mite)
Lineage: Eukaryota; Metazoa; Arthropoda; Arachnida; Mesostigmata; Varroidae
Gene: FER
Product: tyrosine-protein kinase Fer
Biological process (GO): peptidyl-tyrosine phosphorylation
Molecular function (GO): ATP binding; non-membrane spanning protein tyrosine kinase activity
Source: RefSeq, a predicted model, not a curated record
UUGGGGUCUUAUGAGGAUGGCACGCCUCAACUGGCCCGUUGUCUGAUCUCGAACGAGUCCUCUUGUUAACAGUAACCUUUCAGUACAGCGAAGCGCUUACCAUUGUAUCGAAGGCACCGUAUGUACACUGUGGUGAACGCCUAAUCGGACACUGAAUGUUGGAUGUGGUGGCUUGCGCGGCGUUUUUAUGAUGCGAUAGCUAACGCCACUAUACUACGGAAACUUGUUUCUGCCGCAGCACGAACCGAUCGUGACGCUGGGAGACUGUUUGCUCGUGGGCCCAGUUGCACUGAGUGGCCACGUCUUCAGCAUAAAGAUUCCGCUGCUCCUGACUCACCUCUGCUUCUCAGAUACCGCUAGUACGAAUACAAUAACGGCUUAUUAACACGAUAAGGAUCGUUCAGUAAUCCAUUAGUGGAACCAGUUUCACUUGUUUCGUAAUCCUGAAAAGGCAUUUUUCAACUAACGUUGCCGUCGGUCUGCCACAAGAGAUCCACUACCUGUCGAGCGACGCCUGUUCAUGCGGACAUUUUGAACGGGUCCAAGAUACAGGAAUGCCGAAUGUCAAUUUAUAGUAGCUCUGCGAUAAUAAUAGGGUUGCUAAUACUUGCUUCUGAACCCCUAUUGACGAGGAUAUGGUAGAUAUAGGAUUUUGUCGACGUGAAUUGUGUGUUGACGUAUUCCCCGGAAGCAGGAAGGAACUAUCUUAAAAACUAGUUUGUUUAAGAUGACGAUCUUGUGGUGGCGCCCCCUUUUCCAGUUUCGCGCUUUUCAUCUAUGCUCAAGGAUAUAAUCGUAGUGCGGAAAAAAUCAGACGGGAAAGCACUUUUUGCUGGCUCAGAAUUAUGCCGUUUAGCCAGAUAGCAUGAGCUUGAUCGCAAUAUGAAUAUAAAGCAGCUGCAUUGUGUUUCUCAACGACGCUGAAGUGUGUGUCCGCCGCUGACGCCUGGAAUGGCAGGGGGACGGUAAACGCAAACUUGAAGAUCGAUAGAGCAUCAGCAGGAAACAGAAGCAUAACUACUAAGAAUGAUACAUCAACGUUCCGUAACUGAGAACGUUGAUAACAAGCAAUUGUCGCAUUGCUGACCAUGUGAAGGGAAAGUUGUACGGUGGCGAAAUACUACGAGCGCUGUGAUCGUGCAUUCAGUACGUUGAUAACGCCUCUUUUCUCUCGGAUAUAUCUAUAAUGCAAGAAAAUUCGAUGGUUACAAAAUGUGAAGGCAAUAUGGAAGAAAACAAAUCCGCUGUGUCAUGUUGUAUCCAUUGGGGUGAUUUGCGAAGCUGACUGCGUGUGUGCGUCUAUGAAUAAUGGCUAAAUUCGAUAUAUACAUUUCUCGCCGUUCAGUAAUUCCCUCUUACUACCGGUGCCGCCAUUGACAGUAUCAGUGUUGUUGUUGUUAUUAUAAUUAACUUCUGCCGCAAGUUAACAUCCGCUAACUUGGCACCUUGACUACGUUAGCCAGCGAAUGUGUUGUUCACAUCAAAAGCAGAACACGGUCGUGAUCGGGCCACACCAGUUAACGCAGGAACCUGACGAUGGGGUUCGCCAGUGACCUGCAAGGCUUCGAGAGCCACGACGCUUUACUUAACGUACAAGAUGCAGAAAUCGAGCUGCUCGAGCACCUUCGACGCUGCGUUCAGAUCAAGGUGAAAGCGGAUAGGGAGUAUUCGCUCGCCAUGACGUCGAUGUUCGUACAGGCGGGAAAACUUAACGGCAACCUCGAAGAGCUUCGCGGGAGUCUUAUUAAAAAGGCGUGGGAUACAAUCGUUGAAACUACUGAAACAAUUGGGAGAAUAGUUCGUCAAAAUGCUGAUUUUCUAGCGGCUAACACACUUGAAAGUAUCACCAAUCUCAUCCUUGAAAAAAAAGCCCUUCGUAAAGUUUAUAUGGAGGAACACCACAGGAUACAUGCUGAACUAACAAGGCUCCGCGAAGACGUGUUUCGAAUUAAAACUGAAUAUGAACGGUCCGUUGAGGCGGCAAACGAUGCUCGAAUAAAAUACGACGAGGUAGUUUCGCGCGCUGAUUCCGGACCAACGAAACAACGAAAGGUAGACGACCUUCGAGACAGAUAUUAUAAAACAUCCCGAAAAUUACAUCAGAUUCACAAUGAGUACGUGCUUACAUUGAACGACGCAAUGCAGUAUGAGAAGCAACUUCGGACGGUUCUAUUACCUGACCUCCUCGAAUGUCAGGAGUCAGCGCUUCGGGAAGCUCUGGAAACCUGGCAAGGCGUGAUGCGGGAGGUUGUAGAAAGAAUAGACUUUUGCUCCGAAGGCUUUCAAGCAACACAUGGGCGAUUAUCGUACGCUUUAUCACUUAUUGACCCCGACAAAGAGUAUCGGGCAUUUCUAGAUGCGCACAAAUCUGCAUCCCCAGCUUGGAUGGACUUUCAGCUUGCGUCGCCUCUUCUCAACAGUCAGCUGGGCAAAUACGAGGGAACCCUUCGGCCUGACAAGCUCGCCGUAGACGACCUUACCAUUCACGACCUUCGCAACAGAGUAUCCGAAAUCGAGCGAAGGAUAGGUGCGGCACGUGACGAUGUCCAUGAGAAGGAGAGCCAGCUAAGACAGCUUGAGACCCAGAGAAAUUCAAUUCCUGACUAUUCGUCCCAUGGGAUCGAGACCAAUUACGAAUUGGCAAAACGGCGUGCUGUGGACCAUGUGCGACGUGAUCGGGAUGAAAUACGUUGUACUUACGAGCGACUCUCGCAUCAGCUGGCGUUAGUUGUGGGUGCGCUGUCUGAGGUCCCGGAUCCUCAGAACGUUCCUCGGGCACUUAAUCUGCUUGAGCCACCAAGCCCAUCUGUUGCAUCAUCGACAUCACAAGAAUCGUUGAAUUUUUCGCCGGGGCGGUUCACCGCCAGAGGCAUUGUCGAGCGUAUCAGUCGGCCGUUCCAAAAGAAAGAGGAGAUUCGAGUUGUAAGCGUACGGCAACGGUCUCCGUCGCCGCCUGAUCUCGAUAAGGCACAUACUCAAGAUGAAAGCUUCGCACGAAAGAUGACAGUCAAUCCGAACGUGGCUCUCCAGGACGAAGAAUGGUUUCAUGGAGUGCUACCGCGGGAAGAAGUAGUGCGACUGCUUGUUAACGAGGGUGACUAUCUGGUUCGCGAGACGACCCGAAACGAGGAACGACAAAUUGUCCUUUCUGUUAAAUGGGCUGGACAUAAGCACUUCAUUAUUCAACAUACACCAGAGGGAAAGUUCCGAUUUGAAGGAUCUGCAUUCGACACAAUCCAAGAACUCAUCGUAUACCAACAUCAUUCCGAGCUGCCAGUAACAAUCAAAUCAGGAGCUAUACUUUACAACCCCGUCUUCCGCGAAAGAUGGGAACUCAACAACGACGAUGUUCAGCUUAUUGAAAAAAUUGGAAGGGGAAAUUUCGGCGAUGUCUACCGCGCGGUGUUGCACCCUUCACGAUUAAAUGUCGCUGUGAAGACGUGUCGUGUGAAUUUGCCUGAGGAGCAAAAAAAGAAGUUCCUCAGCGAAGGUCGAAUCCUCAAGCAGUAUGACCAUCCGAAUAUUGUUCGUUUUAUUGGGAUCUGCGUACAGAAACAGCCUAUUAUGAUUGUUAUGGAACUCGUCCCAGGCGGUUCAUUGCUGAACUACCUUCGACGAGAAGGUCAGAGACUGGCUACUCGUACCCUGGUGAGUAUGUGCCUUGAUUGCGCGGCCGGAAUGGCCUACCUCGAAUCGAAGGGCUGUAUUCACCGGGACCUCGCAGCCCGAAAUUGUCUGGUUGGCGAACGGGACGAGGUGAAGAUCUCCGAUUUCGGUAUGAGCCGUGAAGAGCAUGAAUACGUCGUUUCUGAUGGCAUGAAACAGAUACCGAUUAAGUGGACUGCACCUGAGGCAUUACAUUACGGAAAGUAUACGUCUCUAUGCGAUGUAUGGUCAUUCGGGGUGCUCGUAUGGGAAGUUUUCUCGUUAGGACAGGCGCCGUACGCAGGGCUAUCGAACAGCAAGGCCCGAGAAAAAAUCGAUCAAGGGUAUCGCCUGCCUGCGCCGGACAGAAUACCUUCACCGGUAUACCAACUGAUGCUGCGAUGUUGGGAGUAUACACCCGAGCGAAGACCACACUUCGAUGACAUUCAUAAGGCUCUUCUGAAUGUAUUUAAGCAUUUAUAAAUAAAUAGAUAUACUGAAAAUACUACCACAUUAUAUAAUAUAAUUCUAAAUAUAAAAAUGAUGAUGAGAAAUGUGUUUAAAAUAGUAACCAAAGCGAGGCAGAAUAAAGUACCA